UUUCAUAUCACUACCGUUUGAGUUCUUGUGCUGUGUGGAUACUCCUCCCGACACAAAGCCGCUCCAUCAGCCAGCAGUCGUCUAAUCCAGAGACACCAAACCGAAAGACUUAAUUUAUAUUUAUUUAAUUAAUUUUAAUAAAACACACCAAAUCUUACAAAAUGUGUGACGAAGAAGUUGCUGCUCUGGUUGUCGACAACGGCUCUGGCAUGUGCAAGGCCGGAUUUGCCGGAGACGAUGCUCCCCGCGCCGUCUUCCCAUCGAUUGUGGGACGUCCCCGUCACCAGGGUGUGAUGGUCGGCAUGGGCCAGAAGGACUCGUACGUGGGUGAUGAGGCGCAGAGCAAGCGUGGUAUCCUCACCCUGAAGUACCCCAUUGAGCACGGUAUCGUGACCAACUGGGACGAUAUGGAGAAGAUCUGGCACCACACCUUCUACAAUGAGCUGCGUGUGGCACCCGAGGAGCACCCCGUGCUGCUGACCGAGGCCCCGCUGAACCCCAAGGCCAACCGUGAGAAGAUGACCCAGAUCAUGUUCGAGACCUUCAACACACCCGCCAUGUAUGUGGCCAUCCAGGCUGUGCUCUCGCUGUACGCCUCCGGUCGUACCACCGGUAUCGUUCUGGACUCCGGCGAUGGUGUCUCCCACACCGUGCCCAUCUACGAGGGUUAUGCCCUUCCCCAUGCCAUCCUGCGUCUGGAUCUGGCUGGUCGCGAUUUGACCGACUACCUGAUGAAGAUCCUGACCGAGCGCGGUUACUCUUUCACCACCACCGCUGAGCGUGAAAUCGUCCGUGACAUCAAGGAGAAGCUGUGCUAUGUUGCCCUCGACUUUGAGCAGGAGAUGGCCACCGCUGCCAGCAGCUCCUCGUUGGAGAAGUCCUACGAGCUGCCCGACGGACAGGUGAUCACCAUCGGCAACGAGCGUUUCCGCUGCCCCGAGGCCCUGUUCCAGCCCUCGUUCUUGGGAAUGGAGGCUUGCGGCAUCCACGAGACCACCUACAACUCCAUCAUGAAGUGUGAUGUGGAUAUCCGUAAGGAUCUGUAUGCCAACACCGUGCUGUCCGGUGGCACCACCAUGUACCCUGGCAUCGCCGACCGUAUGCAGAAGGAGAUCACCGCCCUGGCACCGUCGACCAUGAAGAUCAAGAUCAUUGCCCCGCCAGAGCGCAAGUACUCUGUCUGGAUCGGUGGCUCCAUCCUGGCUUCGCUGUCCACCUUCCAGCAGAUGUGGAUCUCCAAGCAGGAGUACGACGAGUCCGGCCCCUCCAUUGUGCACCGCAAGUGCUUCUAAGAAGGAUCGCUUGUCUGGGCAAGAGGAUCAGGAUCGGGAUGGUCUUGAUUCUGCUGGAGGAGGAGGAGGAGAAGUCGAGGAAGCAGCAGCGAAAGUGCAAGUGCGAGUGGUGGAAGUUUGGAGUGCAGCACAACAAAAUCAACAACAACACCAACUACAAGAUGAAAAGAGCGGAACCACCUGCACACCAUCAUCAUUAUCAUCAUCGUUUUGGGCGCAUGUUGUGUGGUUCCAGCGUAUUAAUAUAAUUAAUUUAUUCCACAUGAGAUAUGAUAUGAUAUACUAUGUAUUUUUUGUUUUUUUUUUAUUUGUAAACCUUUAAUAUAACAAGAACUACAAAAAAUGAAAAUGAGCGAAAAUGCAUAUUCUGCCAUUCCACACACACACCAACAACACCCAACACACGCACACCCACAAGCUUACACACACACAUUCGCGGCAUGACAAGGACAUCAAGAUAAAGAAGAACUUAAAGAAGAUAUUUCCCAAAGCGCAAAAAGAACACACACACAUUGCAAAACACAAACAACACACUAGCGUUUUGUACAAUUCGUCAGCAACCUUAUGUAUUAUUUUUUAAUUAUGAUGUAAUUAUAAACAAAGUGAAACAAAAAUAUGAAAACAAAAAGGAAAAUCAAAUCUGUCUUCUCUUUCUCCCGCUCUCCUCGCUCUCUGCUGCUAACCUCGCCCUCUCCUCUCUCAUCUUUUUGUCUGUCUCUCUUCCACAUUUUUGCCGGCCGGCAAAAUAAUAACCCACACACACUCACACUUGGCUGCAGUUUCGCGUGCGAUAUUCACACACAUUCAAGCAUACAAGCAUACAUACAUAUGUAUUUUUUUUUUAUUUGUACACUUUUCUAAUUGCAUGCGUAUCGAUUGAUAAGUUUACGCCUGAAAAUGUUAAUUAAAAUGUGAAAAUGCAACUGAAAAACUGAUGAAAUGAAACAACAACAAGCGAACAAUUUGCUACAUGUGUAUUGUCUAACAACCGUUACUGCAACGGUUGCUUCGGAAAAGGGUGAAGAGGAAGAGGGCACGAGGUCGACGAACUAAGGCUGCGACGACAAGCGGCUGUCUCGCUCGCACGCACGCACGCAUGCGGGCUAAUGAUGCGAUUAAAGUGCCGUUUUAAAUGGCCAAGAUCCAAAUAAAAGUCGAGAUAAUAAGGCAAACACGCUAACACAAAUCGCUGGCAUAGUUUCAUCCGCCAGUUUGGCCAAAAGCAGCGGCUGCAAGCGCCGUUUAUCCGGUUUUUCCCAAACAUUUUCCAUUCAUGCGGCCAAAGAGGAGGAGCACCCAUCUUUCCAUCUUUCUCUGACUCGCACGGGCAAUGCAGUGCACCGGAAAGAAAGUGGUGCGAAUUGGGAUUUAUAGACUUACUUUAUAGACUUACACGUACAAAUAUACAUAGAUAUUAUAUUAUUUAAAUACAUUUUUAUUAUAUUGCUUAUAUAUUAGUUCGACUUCGAUAUCAUUUCUGCCAGUAUAAUUAUGGGCUCUGCUUGAUUUGGCGCUCGGAUGCUACGGUAAAAGUUAUCUUUCUGUGCUUUCUCCUUUGAUUCUUGAGUUUC
Messenger RNA from Drosophila melanogaster (fruit fly), 2863 nucleotides. It is a transcript of the gene Act5C, whose product is annotated as actin 5C. The transcript has 2 exons. Gene Ontology annotation, biological process: anatomical structure formation involved in morphogenesis; cell development. Gene Ontology annotation, cellular component: cytoskeleton. Lineage: Eukaryota; Metazoa; Arthropoda; Insecta; Diptera; Drosophilidae. The record is from RefSeq and is marked reviewed. The coding region runs from base 162 to 1292 and encodes 376 amino acids.